UCCCCCGUCAGAGACAUUCAAGUACAAGUCCUCACCCCUCCCCUGUCCACCGACAACCAUUAUAAGUAUUGGUGCACACCUCACAGAUAGAUUGCUAACGGGCCAUCCCACUUGAAUCAGGAGUGACAGGUGUAUAUUUGGGACAUACCCGCAGGGCUCGCUAACCCACAGGUAAGUGUCCUCUCCCAGACACCUUUUAUCCAUUUCACCAUCGGGUGUCUCUGGUGUCAGAAGGUCCACCGUGCAAGUACUAGAUUCCCCAAGCAAGAACAGGUUGUAGACAAACAUUGUUCCUGGAGACAAUAGCAAAAAAAGUAACAACCAAAUGAUGCAAAUGUUGCUGUGGAUGACAAUCGCCUUUUGUUGGAUGACAGUAGGCUUGGCGUGCAGAUGCCUGCAACCUACACCUGCGGUUACAGACUACUGCCAGAAAGAUAUCGUGUUUCGCGGAAGACCUGUGGCUGUGUACGGGACAAAUGCGCCAUCGCGGAUUUACACUUUUGAAGUGGACGAGAUUUUCUGGUCCAAAAGAAGCUUUGCUGGAAGAACAAGGCUUAAUGUGACUACCUCAAACAACAGCUGUGGUGAACACUUUGGUUUGAACAUACCUUUCGUCAUUGCUGCCACGGAAUUGAAUGGACAACUGUCCACUUCACUGUGCUCAGGAAACAAGCAGUGGAACAGUCUCGACAUCAACCUGCAGAGGUUGCCACAAACCUCCUACGAACAGCUGUGUACUUCGAUAAACAACUUCAACCAAGCUGUUGCACAAAGGUCAUGACCACCACGUCGGCAUCACGUGACCGAGUCACGACAUCCCAUAAUAUCACGUGACGGCAUCGUACCCAGGGCAACCAGUGUUUGUACUACAUGGAAGAAACUCGGCUUUUGUUUUCAAAACCAGUCGCUGUUUCUUGUGCCGAAAAAGAUGUCGACGCAAAUAAAAUUUCUUUAAAAGUG
Messenger RNA from Pomacea canaliculata, 960 nucleotides. RefSeq lists its product as uncharacterized. The coding region runs from base 326 to 781 and encodes 151 amino acids. The record is from RefSeq and is a predicted model, not a curated record. Gene Ontology annotation, molecular function: metalloendopeptidase inhibitor activity. NCBI's taxonomy places the organism in Eukaryota, Metazoa, Mollusca, Gastropoda, Architaenioglossa, Ampullariidae. The transcript has 4 exons.